AGAUAUCAGCUGAUGUACGAAGGGCUAUAUAAAUAAAUUUGAUUUGAUUUGAUAAUAGCUUUUUCAGUCUGUGUUGCUCAUCUAGUGUGUUUUCUCCAGUGGGAAAUUGAACAGGGAAAGCCAUGGCCUCAAGUUUUGGGAUUCUGUCAAAUCUGACUGGGCUGUUUCCUUCGGCAAGGGCAAUGCAAAAUAUCUCGGAAAACCAAACGAUAGCAUCUCCUGUCCGAUGUCUGCUGGUUGUAAGCAUGUGAGUAGGGCAAUACCAGUAAUCUGCUCAUUGUUGGCCUGUUCGGAAUCCUCAGGUGACUGAUCAGCUUCAGUGUCGUUUUCACAUCUGUGUUUCACUGUUCUGAGGUCUCAUUUUCAUCCAUGCUCUCCUGUGUCAGUCCUUUCACCAACGUCCAUCAGGUCAGUUGCAUCGUGUGAGAUCGUCAAUAGUUAGGUCAUGAGUUGAGACCUCAUCUCUCAGUGAUAUUUUUUUAGACUCCGUGUGGACCUCUUUCAGUUUUAUGGAGGUAAGUAGACAUGUUUAGACAUGUUGAGUGUUUGAAACUGGUAGUGGCCUUUUGUAAUUAAGUCUUCUUUUCAUCUUCUCCUUUAGGAGCUGAGAUUCGCUGUUGGGCCUCGGUAAAGAAUUUACUGUUGCCUCCAUCUCAGACAUUACAAACACGACUGGACCAUUCACAGCAUGUUGCCGUCCUUUGGGAAGUGCAAUAAUCUUAGCAAAUGCUCUCUCUGUUCAGGUUCGCAAGGUCCAGGAGAGAGAACUGCCGGAAGAUCCAGCACCACUGAAGGUAAAAGUUGGAGACUGGGUAAGGGUAAAGGUCCACAAGAGAAAGUGGCUGGAACCCAGGUGGACUGGUCCGUACGAAGUGAAGGAGGUUACUUCACACUCAGUCCAGGUCAAAGGUAAAUUGGGCGCACCUUGGCACCACCUCACACAUUGUACACCAGCUCCAACCCCUUCCCGCACACUGACGGAAGUCAGAACUGACCUAAGUGGUCUACAUUCGGUCCCAAAUUCUACAUCUAUUUAGCCAAGGAAAAUGGGAGGUUCAGCCCCAUACUCCCUGACUAAAUCACACCUUUCCCCCUGGGAACGUUUGGGGAUCUCGGGACCCCUGUUUGUCAUUUUUCUUCUCAUAGGAGGAGUCACUGUAUGCACACUCACAUGGCUUAUAGACCAACAGAUGCACCCACUACAGAUUCACACACUGAAUUCUACUCUGCCAAGUGAAACUAACUCUCUCUCUCUUCCCUCUUAUCUACCACAAGACCAUACCGUUUCUAGGCGUGAGGUGGGGGUCACUAAGUGCACCCCCCAGGAGUUGAAGAGCACCAGCUUGUGUUUGCCUUUCAAUGCCACCACCACCGCUUACCUGCCUUGGAGCCUUUUGGGUCAUGCGCGAAAUAGUCUGGGGCUACCUGCCUGGACCUAUUCCAGUUUUAACUGGUAUAUAACCAAAGGGGGAUAUGGUGAGUGGUCUUGGAAAAACCUGGUGGCGGAAACAGGGUAUGACUGGUCCAGCUAUUCCAAGGGACGGGUUGUCCUUGCCUGGCGCAAACGGCUUACACUUUCACGCACUGGUUUUCAACUAAAGCUGAUUGUACGACCUGGGACCACUAUGGGUUGCCAGGUUUUUACGUUGGCCCCAUAUGUAGAUAUCAGCAGGGCUGAAGUCUAUUUCACACUAUAUAUCUGCUUUACGCCACAACCACAGCCUACUUUUGUGACGGUGCGUGACGGUAUGGCAAAGCCACAUACCCUACCCCAGCACAGGGAUGGGUGGGGUUCUGCUGUUUUAGUGGUCACUACCCCUACCCUGGAUGAGAACAUUCGGGUCGCUACAGGUGUCUCAGUUUUGUCAAACAAUUGGUUAUUAAUGACCGAACAAGCAGCCAAUACAACCCCCACUAGUUGCGUAGUUUGCAUGGGUGCCAGACCAUUGCUCCGCAUUGUCCCGGCCACUGUCGAGAUCGGAUGUUUAAUGCCCCUUAUGGACAAAGACAAUCCGACUGGUAAUUGCUCCUUGUGGGAUGCAGUUUACCCUGUUGUCUCCGCUACGGUCAGGGCACCAGUAUUUUCCUCUGAUGUUGCCUGGGCCGAAUUCUCCUGUAUUAACAUGACAGGGGGUAUACUACAGUUAGGUUUGCUCCCUGAGGGUUGGUGUACAAAUACUAUCGUAGUAGUUGGUGGUUUUAAGCCAGUGAUCAGGGCUGACAUCUGGUGGUGGUGUGGGGGACCUCGGCUUUUUGACAGAACUCCCAAUAAUGCUACGGGUGUGGGUGAUUUGGUGACCCGGAUACAGGCUGUGGACCCACAGUUUCUGCCUACCAGAACCAAGCGGGAAGCAGCCCUGACUGUUGGGGAUCCCACGUAUAUUGAUGCCAUAGGUGUUCCUAGAGGGGUCCCUGAUGAGUACAAGCUGGUGGACCAGGUCGCCGCAGUCGACAACUAG
Molecule: messenger RNA, 2459 nt
Organism: Oncorhynchus tshawytscha (Chinook salmon)
Lineage: Eukaryota; Metazoa; Chordata; Actinopteri; Salmoniformes; Salmonidae
Exons: 4
Coding region: 1047-2459 (470 amino acids)
Source: RefSeq, a predicted model, not a curated record